Messenger RNA from Coffea eugenioides, 1629 nucleotides. RefSeq names its product dammarenediol II synthase-like. Gene Ontology annotation, molecular function: beta-amyrin synthase activity. The coding region runs from base 1 to 1629 and encodes 542 amino acids. The transcript is spliced from 8 exons. Gene Ontology annotation, biological process: triterpenoid biosynthetic process. NCBI's taxonomy places the organism in Eukaryota, Viridiplantae, Streptophyta, Magnoliopsida, Gentianales, Rubiaceae. Gene Ontology annotation, cellular component: lipid droplet. The record is from RefSeq and is a predicted model, not a curated record.
AUGUGGAAGCUAAAGAUUGCUGAAGGCCACGGACCUUACCUGUACAGCACCAACAAUUUUGCCGGCAGGCAAAUUUGGGAGUAUGAUCCCAAUGCUGGAACGCCUGAAGAAAGAGAAGCAUUUGAAAAAACUCGAGAGGAAUUCACAAAAAAUAGGAAGAAGGGUGUUCAUCCAUGUGGUGAUUUGUUCAUGAGAAUGCAGCUUAUAAAAGAAAGUGGAAUUGAUCUGUUGAGCAUCCCACCAAUUAGAUUGGGAGAAAACGAAGAAGUAACCUAUGAAAACACUACUAUUGCCGUUAAGAAAGCACUUAGGCUAAACCGUGCAAUCCAGGCAAGCGAUGGCCAUUGGCCGGCUGAGAAUGCCGGGCCAAUGUUUUUCACGCCGCCACUGCUCAUUGCAUUGUACAUCAGUGGAGCAAUUAACACUAUCCUGACAAAAGAACACAAAAAAGAGAUGAUUCGUUACAUCUACAACCAUCAAAAUGAUGAUGGUGGUUGGGGAUUCUACAUUGAGGGUCACAGCACCAUGAUUGGAUCAGCCCUCAGCUAUGUAGCUUUACGAAUUCUCGGCGAAGGACCCGAUGGUGGAAAUGGUGCAGUUGCUAGAGCUCGCAAAUGGAUCCUUGAUCAUGGCGGUGCAACUGGAAUUCCCUCCUGGGGAAAGACUUAUCUCUCGGUACUUGGAGUGUACGACUGGGAUGGCUGCAACCCAGUGCCUCCAGAGUUUUGGCUUUUCCCUGAAUUUUUCCCUUAUCAUCCAGCAAAGAUGUGGUGUUACUGCCGGACAACCUACAUGCCCAUGUCCUACUUGUAUGGCAAAAAAUAUCACGGGCCGCUUACUGAUCUUGUUAUGUCUCUCAGACAAGAAAUUCAUGUAAAACCAUAUGAUCAAAUUGACUGGAAUAAAGCACGCCAUGACUGUUGCAAGGAGGACUUGUACUACCCUCAUUCCCGCAUCCAAGAUCUACUCUGGGAUACACUCAAUUAUUGCACAGAGCCAAUUAUGAGACGUUGGCCAUUGAACAAAAUCAGAGAAAGAGCUCUGGACAAAGCAAUUAAAUACAUGCGGUAUGGAGCUGAAGAGAGCAGAUACAUUACCAUUGGAUGUGUUGAAAAGAGUUUACAAAUGAUGUGUUGGUGGGCGCACGAUCCAAAUUGCGAUGAGUUCAAGUAUCACCUGGCUAGAGUUCCCGAUUACCUAUGGCUUGCUGAAGAUGGGAUGAAAAUGCAGAGCUUUGGAAGUCAGGUCUGGGAUUGUGCACUUGCUACUCAGGCUGUUAUGGCAACUGGGAUGGUAGAUGAAUAUGGUGACUGUCUGAAGAAAGCACAUUUCCACAUUAAAGAAUCCCAGGUUAAAGAAAAUCCCAAAGGUGACUUCAAAAGCAUGUACCGUCACUUCACCAAAGGUUCUUGGACUUUCUCUGAUCAAGAUCAAGGGUGGGUUGUCUCAGAUUGUACUGCUGAAUCACUCAAGGUCUUAUAUCUUGUUGCCUUGGUAGGGUAUUCAUGCCUGGUGAUGAACAUAGUUCCGAGCCCCCGGCUGCACCCUCGGCCCCAGCGCCAGCGCCAGCCGCACCGCCGGCCAAUCCCCCCUGCACCAGCGGCAUCUCCAGCAGGUGCCCCGGCAUAG